Messenger RNA from Schistosoma haematobium, 5392 nucleotides. RefSeq names its product DNA replication licensing factor mcm8. Gene Ontology annotation, biological process: protein phosphorylation. The coding region runs from base 103 to 5166 and encodes 1687 amino acids. The transcript is spliced from 29 exons. NCBI's taxonomy places the organism in Eukaryota, Metazoa, Platyhelminthes, Trematoda, Strigeidida, Schistosomatidae. The record is from RefSeq and is a predicted model, not a curated record. Gene Ontology annotation, molecular function: protein kinase activity; ATP binding.
AAAUUCAUGGCGCGUCAUAUAAAAAUUGGUUUCCAUGGUCCCGAUACUGUUUGUUAAACUAUUUCAAAUAGCUAGAUAUUUGGAUAAACUUUUCAAAUCUUCAUGUCAGACUUAUCGAAAUAUGAGAAAGUUGGGAAUAUAGGGGAGGGGGCGUUCGGAAAAGCAAUACUUGUUUUGUCGAAAUCAGAAAACAUUCAUAGAGUGAUGAAAGAAAUCAAUAUUCGCAAGAUGACACUCAAGGAGCGAGAAGAAGCUCGGAAGGAGGUUUCUGUCUUGUCGAAAAUGAAUCAUCCAAAUAUAGUUCAGUAUUGUGAUUCAUUUGAAGAAUCUGGUUGGUUAUAUAUUAUAAUGGAAUAUUGUGAUCAAGGAGAUUUAUAUACUAAAAUCAAUAAACAAAAUGGUGUUCUAAUGCCAGAAUCAUUGAUUUUAGAUUACUUUGUACAAAUUUGUUUAGCAUUAAAACAUAUACAUGAUAGAAUGAUUUUACAUAGAGAUAUUAAAACACAAAAUGUAUUUCUUACUUCAAAAGGUCGUUUAAAAUUAGGUGAUUUUGGAAUAGCGAAAGUAUUAAAUCAUACAUUGGAUUUAGCGCGUACAUGUAUUGGUACACCAUAUUAUUUAUCACCAGAAAUUUGUGAAAAUAAACCAUAUGAUCAUAAAAGUGAUAUAUGGGCAUUAGGUUGUGUUCUAUAUGAAAUGACAACAUUAAAACAUGCUUUUGAAGCCGGUAAUAUGAAAAAUUUAGUAUUGAAAAUUAUUCGUGGAACCUAUCCACCGGUUUCAUCAAAAUAUAGUUAUGAAAUAAGAAGUUUAAUUUCUCAACUAUUUCGUCGAAAUCCAAGAGAUAGACCAAGUAUUAAUGCAAUCUUAAGGAAACCAUUUUUAUCAAAACGUAUCUAUCGUUACUUAACAGAAACAGAAAUGGCAGAAGAAUUUAGUCAUACAGUUCUUCAUCAACAUUCUAAACGUAAAAAUGAUAAUCUAUCUAACAAUCUAAAUUUGAUAAAUAAACACUUCAAACAAUCACAACGUCACCACCACCAACAACAUCAAUUUUCAGUGAUUAAAAAAUCCAAGUUAAGUGAUGCGAUAAAUAAAAAAUUAAAUAAGAAAACGGAAAAUAGCAAUAAUAGUAACAAUAGUAAUUCACAUGGAACAGUUUCUGAAUGCGAAUCCAAACGUCGGGAAUCAGUGAUCGAUGUGAAUCGUAGAAAACAAAGAGAAUUGAUUGAAAAACAGCGAUUGGAAGCUAGAAAUAAAAUAAAAGAACAAGGUUGGAAACACUUAUUAGAUAAUUCACCUGUAUGCAUUACACCUGCCGUUAAUGAGAAAAAUAUGGUGAAUGUGAUCAAUGAAAAUCCCAAACUAAAAGAUGUAUAUUACAAACCAAUAAUCAGUUCGACUAAUCAAUCUUAUGAUUGUAAUCCUUCUUCAUCACCAAGUGUAAUUGUAGCUGAUGCAUUUAUAAAAUACAAACAAGAAAGAGAUCGUAUACAACAAAUAAACUGUAAAGAUUAUGAUAAUUAUAUUUGUGUUAAACAUUCAGAAGCUAUAACCCCCAAGCCAAUCGAUACGAUUUCGGUAUCGAUUCCUUCACAAUCUCUUGCAAUCGAAGGAGUAUCAAUAACGCCACAAACACCAUCAACACCCCAAAUCAACAUAAAACCAUCUUAUCUACAACCAUGUCAAGCUGUUCUACCGAUGAGACCGAAUGAUAUGUGUCCUUUACUCUAUCCAUAUAACAAGGAAAAUAAUAUUACUACUACUGAUAACAGUAACACUCAUGAUAAAAUCAAUAUUAUAAACAAUGGUAAAAGUGAAAGUAAUAAUACUAGUACUGAUGAUAUUAUAAGUGAUCAAUGUCUCAGUGAGAAUGGCAAGUACGAAGACAAUAAAUAUCAACCAAUCUAUUCAAAGCCAUACGAAUCAAAUUUACGUAGAAAUGAACAAAUUCAAUCAGCAAUUAAGCAAACCAAAUUAGUCGAAGAUUUUAUCGCUGUUAGACAACAAGCCGCAAUGAACCGUGCACGUGGUGCUGGUCAUAUUAUGGGUGUAGCUGAUAUAUUAGGCGGCUCGCCAUUUGUAAAUCUCAACGAAAGAGGACGCAUACUUGAACAUCAAAGAGAGUUAAAAGCUUUGGAAGAGAAACGACAAAAGUUCGAAGCAUUAAAAAAACAGGCAGAAGAACGUGCUCAACUAUUAAGAGAACAUUUAGAACGGCGUAAGAAGCAAGAGAAAGUCUUUGAACUAGAAAGGAAACACCAACUUUUCAAGCUUGAACAGUUCGAAAGAUUGUGUACACCACAAUCUAAAUUGGUUCAGAAAUCGGUAGAACAUAAAUAUGUCGAUUCAAGUGAUAUCAAACCAUCUGAUAUUACUGUCAAAGGAUCACAACCUUUAGAAGCGCCUAGUUUAAGUAUGGUAUUAGCUAAAUUAAAUGAAAUGCCUACUUUAACAAAAAUUGAUAGUUAUAAUGAUAAUUCAUUGGAAUUAAAUCAAAAUAUGGAUGAUGGAGAUGGUGAGGAAGAAGAAAGUUCAGCAAUUACAGAAGAUGAUCCAAAUUCAAAUUCUAGUUCUGUUCAUUCUUCAAAUGUAUAUCAUAAAUGUACUGCAAUACGUAAAAGAAAAGAUAAUAUUCUACGUCGAUUAAAUGCGAAAUCAACGGAUUCCCGUAGUAAAUGGAUUAAAUUCUCAUCUAAUUAUAAAUAUGAUAUAAAUUUUAAAAAUUAUCUUUUCUAUCAAAAUCAUAUAGAUCAAUUGAAACAUUCAAUAACAAAAUAUCCAUUCAUAGAUCAUACAAUUUUAAAUAAAUUAGCUCAACGUACAUUAGAAACGAAUAAUAAUUCAUCAAUGGAAUUAACUCAUUUACCAGAUCAUCAUAAUAAUAAUAAUAAUGAAGAGAAUAAUCAAUUAAAGUCUAUUCAUGAUUCCUUUACUUAUGAUUGGUCAAAUUCAAAUCAUACACUUGUACGUAGAUUAAAUGAAGCGCCAAUUGUAACAGGUCCUUCUGAUUGUCAAACAAUGAAUAAUAAUUCACAAUUGAAAACAUCAAUCACAACACAAUCUGAUUUUCAAAACCGUCUCAAUGGUUUAGGAAGUCCUAUAAAAAAUGCUUGGCAAUUCGAUCUACAAGGAAAAGAAACUAACGUAACAGAAAUAUCAGUAUCACCGCCAACAACAAAUAUUGCUUCUAUAGCUACGACUACAAAUACUCCAUCUUCACAAUCAUCAUCGUUGUUGUCAAAUGUUCAUAAACCUUCUCUACCUGGUCCAAGUGGACCAGGUGGACCAAAUGUCAAUUUAACAGCUGACUGUUUACAUCCAAUCAAUCAAUAUAAUAAUGAUCACAAUCAUGAAGGAAAAACAAGCAAAUUAUCAAAUGAUUUAAACAUUUCAGAUCAAUCGAAACUGUCAUUUAAUAAUCGCAUGGCAACUUAUCGACUAAAACAUCCUCGAAUAAUUAAUAAACCUGAUGAAAAAUUAUUUGAAAAAGUGGAUUUUGUAGAUGAUCCAAUUUCAGAUCAAAGUAUAACAGACAAUAAAUUAAAUCAAUCAUGUGAAUUGGAAGAUUUAGAGAAUGGUCAACUUUUUGUACAAAAUUCUUAUCCUAUGAAAACAUUUAGAGAAAUGAAUAGAUCUGGUUCAUUACCAAAUAUCAGUAAUUUUAGUCCAACUUCAUCAUCAUCUACUGAUGUAUCCACACAAAAUAAAGGUUUACAUGGAAAGUCAUUAUUGAAUUUACAAGAAAAUAAACAAGAUACUAAUAAUCAUGGUAACAAUUGCAAUGGUACAAAUAGCAUGAAUGUUUAUCAGAAAAAUCAUCAGACAGAUGAUGAAAUCAAUUGUUGGAAUGUCAAUGAAAAACCAGUGAUAAACAACAACAACAACAACAAUAGUCCAACAAUACUUAAUGAACAAUUGAAAGAAGAAUUAGAUAUGGAAGAUGAUGAACAAGAUAUUGAAUUAGUACGUCAAAGUAUGUUACAAGUUAUAUUAACUUCAAAUACAAAUGAUUCUAAUGAUGUUGCUUUAUUAUCCGAUGAUAUGGAUGAUAUUUAUUCAAAUCAUUCAACAAUAUCAGAAAUUGAUAUAAAACUAUUAAAUAAACAAAAAUCAUUCAAUGAUCAUUUAAAUAAUCACAGAAAACGAUCAGUGUCAAUCAACCUCCCUAUUCAACGAAUUAGUAAAAUUGAACAACAAACUGAAGAAACCUCAUAUAAUAGUUAUACUGAAAUGAAUUCAGUUUUCAGACAAUCACAUAAAAAUCAUACUCUUGAUGAUGUAACUAAUAAAAAUGAUGAUAUUAAUGAUAAUUUAAACCAUCCUGAAGAUAUAACAACAAGUAGUGGUCAAUUACGUAAUUUUCUUAGUCGAUUAGAUAAUGUUUCAAUUGGAUGUACAACGAAUACAACAAAAGAUGAGAUUCGUAUGAUGGAUGAAAAGAAUACAGAUGAUGAAAUCACAGAAGAAUUAGAAGACGAUGAUGAUGAUGAUGAUGAUGAUGAUGAUCAUGGUGUUCAUGAUAUAACAACAGGAGUAAACACAAAACAAAAUCAUAAAGAAACAUUGAAUAAUGAAUGUCAAGAAUCAUUUAUUAAUAUAUGUAAAUCAGUUCAUGGUAGUCGUUUAGCUCGAGUUACAGAAGUGAACGAAUCAGAUUUUGAAAUUAGUCAAGAUGUUGAUGACGAUGGUGAGGAUGAUGAUGAUGGAAGCCUUAGUGAUGACGACAAUGAUACUGACAGUGUUUUAGAUGAUUCCAGUGAAACUGAUAGUUUCAGUGAUAAUUCAUUCAUAAGUAAUGUAUCGAAAAAUUCACAUAAACGAAAAAUGAAUAAAAUCUACCAAAAGAAUGGAGAUAAUGAUUAUCAUAAUGAUAGAUUACACAAUAACAGUAUCAUAAAACCAACAAUCAACAACAAUCAAUUAGGCGAUACACAAUUUCUUCGUUUAGAACAAAUGAGAGCUGAUUUAGAAGAAGAAUUAGGCUUUGAAUUAUUGAUUAAAGCUUACAAUGUUAUUCAGGCAUUACAAGAAGAUGAAGAUGAAACAAUUACAGAAAGUGAACAAAUUGUUACUAAUGUUUUAGGUGAAGAAAAAACUCGAAUUUAUUAUGAUCGUAUUUUACAAUUAGUUCUUGCUGAUGGUGCUUAUAUGGAUGAUGAAUAAACUACAAUCAAUCAAUCAUGGAUUUGAUGAUCAUGAAAAUAAUAAGAAAAUUAUGUAAUUCUCAUUGCUUAUUUUAUAGAAAAAAUUAUCAUUUUAUUAUGUAACAUUUCAACUAGUCUAAUCAUUAUUUGGUGCAAUUUAUCAUCUACCACACAUACACACACAAAACCGUUAACCUUGUAAUCUAAAUGAAAGUUAUUUAAUAAAUACAUCAUCUUUAUGAUUA